UACUCUGUGAGAAGACUGUGGAAUUAGUUCCGGAACACUCCAAUUUCUCCCAAGAGAGAGAGAGAGAAUGGAGGAGCAGGAGGUUCCAAGGUUGCGGUGCCAGCGAAUUGGCUGCGAUGCGACCUUCACUGAGGACGAUAAUCCUGAAGGUUCCUGCUGUUACCAUGACUCGGGACCUAUAUUUCAUGAUGGGAUGAAAGAGUGGAGUUGUUGUAAGAGAAGAAGUCACGAUUUCAGCUUAUUUUUGGAAAUUCCAGGAUGUAAGACAGGUAAACACACAACUGAGAAACCAGUGUUAACGACCACUAGUACAAGAAAACAGAUGCCAAUUUAUUCUCCUGCUGUAGUUCCUGCUGCCAAUGCAUCAUCUAAAGAAUCUUGUUCUAGGUGUCGGCAGGGUUUCUUUUGCUCAGAUCACGGUUCACUAGCCAAAGAGUUAAAUUCGAAACCUCCUGUGGAUGGCGAUGCAGUUGGGCAGGGAUCUUUUGCUCCUGUGAAGAAGAUAGUUGACAUAAAUCAGCCUCAAACCUGCAGAAAUAAGGGGUGUGGCAAGAUUUUCAAGGAGAAGGAUAAUCACGAAACUGCUUGCACUUACCAUCCUGGGCCUGCUGUUUUCCAUGACAGGAUGAGAGGGUGGAAGUGCUGUGACAUCCAUGUGAAGGAGUUUGAUGAAUUUAUGAGCAUCCCACCAUGUAGCAAAGGAUGGCACAGUGCUGAUCCAGUGUCCUGAGUGCCAUCACCGGUCAUUGCAAGGAUGAGGAUUCUUACUUCUCCACAAUUGGAAUGAGCUUCCUUAUUUUUGACGUGGAAAACCUUGUCAUCCCAAUUUCAAAAUGGAGAAACCAGAUUUGCACUUGGACUUCAUUUUUUUCCAAGAUUUUGUUGAUUUUAUUCAUGUAGAAUGAAUCAUCAUGGCUGUUUUAACUGUUUAUUGAUACCUUCCCUUUUGUUCAUA
Molecule: messenger RNA, 955 nt
Organism: Tripterygium wilfordii
Lineage: Eukaryota; Viridiplantae; Streptophyta; Magnoliopsida; Celastrales; Celastraceae
Product: cysteine and histidine-rich domain-containing protein RAR1
Exons: 6
Coding region: 68-730 (220 amino acids)
Biological process (GO): defense response to bacterium; defense response to fungus
Cellular component (GO): cytoplasm; nucleus
Molecular function (GO): Hsp90 protein binding
Source: RefSeq, a predicted model, not a curated record